CUAGACCUUCUCUACCUGUUAAGUGAUCAGAGAAAGUGGACCCAGCUUACACUAAAGCCCAUCUAAGAAGCCCAGAUGCUGUAUUCACAUGAAUCAUUUGCUUCACUGGAAAAUGAAAGUGGAGCAUAUUUUCUGCCAGCAAUGGUUACCAUCCAAAGAUUCACUCUCCGCUUAAUUCCCACAGCCGCUCCACUUGCCCGACCUAUUUUCGGGCUUCGAAGGCCCGCAUUAGGGCCCCAAACAGUGGUCCCUUCAAGGAGCCACAGCUCUGGUUUAGCUCCACGUGCGGGUUGGUUCCUGGGCAUGGGCGACAAAAAGAUUGCGUUACCGGACACAGUGAAAGCCGGCGACCCGGUUCUCCACGAGCCGGCUCAGGAGGUCCGGCCCGAAGAAAUCGGGUCUGAGCGGAUACAGAAGAUUAUAGAUGAUAUGGUGAAGGUCAUGAGGAAGGCACCUGGGGUUGGCCUUGCUGCCCCUCAAAUUGGGAUUCCUUUGAGGAUAAUCGUUCUAGAAGAUACGAAAGAGUACAUAAGCUAUGCCCCAAAGCAAGAGAUUAAGGCACAAGACCGGCAGCCUUUCAAUCUUUUGGUUGUGAUUAACCCCAAGCUGGUAAAGAAGGGUGACCGAACAGCUUUCUUUUUCGAAGGGUGUUUGAGUGUGGAUGGCUUUAGGGCAGUAGUCGAACGGCACUUAGAGGUUGAGGUUACUGGUCUCGACAGAGAUGGACAAGCAAUCAAAGUGAAUGCUAAGGGUUGGCAAGCUCGGAUUUUUCAGCACGAAUGUGAUCAUUUAGAUGGAACGCUUUAUGUGGACAAGAUGGUUAAAAGAACUUUCAGAACCGUGGAUAAUUUGGAUUUACCGCUUGCUAUUGGUUGCCCCAAAUUGGGCGUCCGUUAGCACUUUUUUUAAACUUCUUACUUUUCCUUCGAAAGUUGAGCCUGAUUUGUGUUGGAAAGUAUGUGUGCAAUAUUGAUCAUAUCAAUACUGAAAAAAGUUGGUAUGGUUGAAGUUACUAUAGUUCUUUUUGUUCGUGUAUUCGAGUUGAAACUCGCUUCCAGCUGCAGCAUUUCACUUGGGAAUAAAAUGUCUAUAUUUCGUCA
Messenger RNA from Striga asiatica, 1100 nucleotides. Lineage: Eukaryota; Viridiplantae; Streptophyta; Magnoliopsida; Lamiales; Orobanchaceae. The record is from the annotation of a GenBank genome assembly.